AUGGAGAAAGGUGUAGAUAUUGAACCCAGCAUUACAAACUUAAUUAUAGAUGGUCAAGCUCGUGAAACAAAAACAUAUGAAGAACAGAAUUAUCCUGAAAUUGAAAAAAUAUCAAAAGAAUUAUUAGAUUCCAACGAACAACAAAAACUAGUUAUUGAAUUACUUAAUGUAGUCGCUUCUAACAAGCCCCUCAUUUCUCCUGAACAACUUGAAGCCUACUUUUCUUAUCUACAAGUUCAAAAUCUUCAGCCCGAAAUCGCAAAGUUGAUUUUAUAUGCAAUUGAAAUACAUACCGUUAAUCUACCUGAUUCAGAACCUCUUGUUUUUCCACAAUAUUCAAUUCAAUUACUUUUGAAUUUUAUUUCAUUAAAAUCAACUUUUUUAAUUUUAGCAAAAAUGAUCGAGAGAGAUCCAGAAACUGUUCCUGCCCUUGAUCAGAUAUCUUGUGGAUCGAUUGUUUCAACAAUCCAAAAUUUAUUACCAAAUUUUAAUGAAAUUGUUGAUUCUGCUUUAGUUUUUACUGCUGCUGUAUGGUCCACAAAGUAUGAUUUAAGUAAUUCUGCAUCUUUAUUCCCAUUAAUAAUGAGUUAUCAGUUAUAUUAUAAUUUUCCAAAGAAUUCAUUCUUAGCAUUAAAGAGUUUCGUGCAUAGAUCAGAGAGUAAUGCUAUAAACUUCAUAGAAUGCAAUGCUACAGACUGUUUUACCAACAUUUGUCAGUAUCCAGAUUCAAUUUACAACGCGUUGAGUUUUCUGAAUGAAUUGAUAUAUCAAACAAAGAAAAUACGUAAACUACUUGACGAAUACAAUUUAAAUUUGAUAUUUAACUGGGUAAUUAAUUCAGCAAAAUUUAAUUCGAAAAUUAACUACGAGAAAUCUCUUAAACUCAUUGAAAAUAUAAUAUACAACUAUCUUAACUAUGGCACACCACUUAAAUCUUCUUAUGUCGUUCAUUGGCUGAUUUCUCGAAGAAUUUAUGAUUCUUUGUUCAAAAAUUCAGAAAAUUGCUCAUCUGAUGCUAAAAUUAGUAUUAUUAAGAUACUUGCAUACAUGUUGAUAUAUUCUACGCCAAGUCAGUGCAAUUAUUUGAUAAAUAAAUAUCCUUUGAUUCCUUUACUUGCUGAAAUGGUUUCUAAGAGUUCUGAUGAGAACUUAAAUGCACUUAUAUCUGUUGCUUUGGAAACAGUUGUUAUUUUUUUGGAAUUUCAAAUGAAAGGUGUCGAAACAAGAUUAGAAAAACUUAGAGGAGUUCCUGAUCAUAUACUUGAUGAAUAUCUGAAGAAAGUUGAAGAAAAUAUAAAAGAUUCUCCGUAUAAAUUAGAAAAUUCGAUAAUUGAUCUUCCUGAUGGACUUAGAGAGGAAAUAAUUGAACUUAAUGAAUUAGAUGAUAAUGAAAAUGAAUGUUUGUACAGAUUUAUAGAAGAUUUGGAUCAAAUAUUCAACGAUGUAUAA
Trichomonas vaginalis G3 is the source of this 1449-nucleotide messenger RNA. Its product is annotated as armadillo (ARM) repeat-containing protein family. NCBI's taxonomy places the organism in Eukaryota, Parabasalia, Trichomonadida, Trichomonadidae. The coding region runs from base 1 to 1449 and encodes 482 amino acids. The record is from RefSeq and is a predicted model, not a curated record. The transcript has a single exon.